Molecule: messenger RNA, 2101 nt
Organism: Umbelopsis ramanniana AG
Lineage: Eukaryota; Fungi; Mucoromycota; Umbelopsidomycetes; Umbelopsidales; Umbelopsidaceae
Exons: 7
Coding region: 44-1987 (647 amino acids)
Biological process (GO): siderophore biosynthetic process
Source: RefSeq, a predicted model, not a curated record
GUUCGUCUCCAGAAACUUCUUUUUCUCCUACACCACCAAGAAGAUGCCUAUUCCAAGCGUAUCUAGAACAUCUCACUUCGCCCAGUUCGCUACAUCGUCCAGAUUACUGGCAUGUCUGGUCACAGAAGGUUUGAUGUCUGCCUAUGUCCUUCCCUCCCCAAGCCACCUUAGCAGUGACGUUACAGCCCUUUGUAUCGUCGUAUACCAGCAUGCUGUACGCUUCGGUCUGAAAGAUAUACAUUCUAUCGUCCCUUUGAAAAAUCUUCCAAUAGUUGAGUCUUUCUGCUCAGAAAAUGGCUUACAUAAAGUCAAAUUGCUUGACCCCAUGGACAUGCUUCCAGCUAUAUAUACCCUUUGUCCUAACGAUGUUUCUGAGAACUUGCUCUGGCUUGGACAAGACCAUGUCAACUGGAAGAAGACUACAUAUGACCUUAUGCAGGCACAAGUUUCUGUAAUGUCAAAUUCUGAACUCUGUGGCCGUAUCGAUGGCAGCAAACUUUGGACUUCCUUUGCCGUUACGAUCAACGUGGAUAAGCACUUGAUGCAACAAAUUUCUAUGGAACUGACUAGCUCUAUCAUCAAUCAAAAGUACAUAUACGACCACCCCAAGCCGCUACCAACAUUUCAAUCUCCGCCCAUCGAAUGGGAACAACUCAUUCUCGAAGGCCAUGCUACGCAUCCAAUGCACAAGGCUCGCUACACCGUUCCACCUAUGCCUGUUAUCUCCGGGGAUGAGUACGACUUGUCCAAUCCCAGAAUUCGAGCGGUUGCUGUUCCAAGAGCAAGUGUAAAUCUUAGAGGCGACUUUGAGAAACUGACUGAACCCUUGGUAAAAGCCUUGUUCGAUAAUUCAACCGAAAUUUCCCUUCCCAAUCCCAAUGAAUACGUUUUGCUGCCCAUUCAUGAGCUUCAGCUUCCGAACAUUCAUCAUUACUUUUCCAACGUUAUUGUUCUGCCUCCAAAUAUCUCCGUCCCAGCCAAAGCUUUGACUUCUCUACGAUCUGUCGUGGUUGAAGACGUCCUACCUGAAUAUUCUCUUAAACUCUGCCUAGGUAUGAAGGUGUCCUCUGCGCUGCGUACCAUUACACCUUACACAACAUAUUUCGGACCUGGCUUUUCCAAAAACGUAGUGCCUAAGCUUACUAUCGACAAAAAUGUCCUUCAAAUUGAACGAGAACUCGCCAGUGCAUGCUACAAACAUGAUGACUUCAACGUAGCUAAGCAUUGUAGCGCCGUUGUUCGGGAAGCAUUUGAGAAUAAUUGCGCGGAGAGAGGAGAACAAGUUGUUGUAUGCGCGGCAUUAGUGGAGAAAUGUCAGAACGCCGAAUCGAACAAGUCUUUGGUGGAGCAUGUUUGGGGGUUAGAUACGGAUGAAAAGAAGGAAGAAUUUCUUGAGAGCUACAUCCGAUUGUCUCUUGAGGCUUUUCUACCGCCAUGUCUACACAACGGAGUCGCCUUUGAAGCACAUGGUCAAAAUACCCUAGCCCGGUUUGAUAGCAAGACCAAGAAGUUGAUUGGUUUCAUUGUACGCGAUUUCGGAGGUAUCAAAGCCCACCAGGAAACGCUGAGAAAGUCGUGCGGCGUCGAAUUGGAUGUGAUUCCAGAUAGCUGUGUAGAAGCAAAUGAGCUUGACGAGGUCUACAAGUUGUUGUACCAUACCUUGAUUUUUGGCCAUCUUCACCGCCUCAUUCGUGUAUUGGAUAUGCACUAUAAUGGCAAAGGAUGGGCUAUGCUUCGUCAUCAAUUGAUCAAGAUGAUACCUGAUAGCCACCCCAUGUAUACAGCUUGGCUUCAAAAGCCAGAAAUUCCUGGCAAGUGCCUUAUGCAAAUGAAGAUCGAUGAAUUGUAUAGAGAUUAUAUCUAUCGUAAUAUUCCAAACUUGAUUUUGUACGAACCACAACAACAUAUCCUGGAUGAUAUACCCACUCCGAGUGGUACUAAAGGUGGUUGUCUUGCAUCCGCAAAUUUGAACUCGCAAAUCGUAUAAAGCAAAACAUGUAGUCAUUUCAUUGGUUCAUGACCCAAGGCAAUCCAGUCAUCUGGUUCAUUCAAUAAAUCAUCGUCAAAGUAUAAUCCGUUUUAUGAAGAUGAUUCGGUAAUA